CUUCCAAGGCGGAGGCUUGGCCCUUGAAAGCGAAAGCAAAGACUGGGGAGGGCUUUCCAUAUUCCUGAGGGAGAAGGAGAAGGGGACCAUGGCCGGGGAGCCUCAUCCAGGGAGGCUCAGGGAAGCCCUGGAAGGCCGCCUCAGGGCCCUGGGCAUCGAGGCCUUCAGCCUGGAGCACCCCGAAGUGUUCACAGUUGAAGAAAUGAUGCCUUAUGUGCAACAUUUGGAAGGGGCCCACAGCAAAAAUCUUUUCCUUAAAGAUAAGAAGAAGAAAAGCUUCUGGUUGGUGACCGUUCUGCACAACAGGCAAAUCAAUUUAAAUGAUUUGGCAAAGAAACUGGGUGUUGGAAGUGGGAAUCUGCGCUUUGCUGAUGAAGCAGCCAUGUUGGAUAAGCUGAAAGUUGGCCAAGGAUGUGCAACCCCCUUAGCACUUUUCUGUGAUCAAGGAGAUGUGAAGUUUGUGUUGGAUGCUAACUUUCUGGAUGGAGGUCACAAAAGGUUGUAUUUUCACCCAAUGACAAAUGCAGCAACCAUGGGAUUACAUCCAGACGACUUCCUAAAAUUUCUGAAGUCCACAGGACAUGAACCAAUCGUUGUGCACUUUGAUGAAAGUGCCAGUCCGUGACCAGGAGGAUCUGAGCCACUAUCGGUCUGCAGUUUGUAGCUGGGAAAAAGGAAGACUCCUUGUCUUCCAGUGAGUAUACUGCCAAUCUGAAAAGGCAACAGUUAUUACCUUUGCUCAGCUGCAAAAUGGUACCCAGAUGGUGCCCAGGAGCCUCCUGUCCCUACUGGCCACUGACUGGCUGUGGGGAUGUGCCUCAACACCUUCAAGUUGGGUGUUGUGCAGCUGGUCACGAGAAAAGCCCAGUGAAGGUAUCCUGGCAUAGAUGUACCUCCACUGUCAUGACGCAGGAUUUCAACUCAUUUCUAGACCCAUUAGUUUAGGUGAGUAGGCUGCAGUUCCGCUGGAAGGCACAUAUUUUGCAUCAGGGCAGGGCAAUGGUGGGAGGCUAUGAGGCUUCAUUAGAUCCCCCUAGGUGACCUUGGAGGACCACACACUGUACCCCUUUGCAAAAUAAAUACAUAAAAAUCCAACAAAACCAAAUGACCACAGGGAAUAGGGAGCAUUUUCAACCGCUUUCAGUCAUCUGAGGCACUUUAGGUAGUCAUUUCCUUUUUCAAAAUAAAUGUCCUCUUGGGCCUAAAAGGGUCCAGAGACACAGCCUAAACACCCUCUAGGAAAGAGUGUCACUAGGGGAUUGUGGGGGAUACAGACUGCACCAGGUGACACCCUAAGGAGGAUGACACCACUGCUCUUCAAACACCUACCUUUUGGCAGAAACGGGCUGUGGCAUUGAUCUGCUUCCUUUUA
Sceloporus undulatus (fence lizard) is the source of this 1372-nucleotide messenger RNA. RefSeq names its product prolyl-tRNA synthetase associated domain-containing protein 1-like. Lineage: Eukaryota; Metazoa; Chordata; Lepidosauria; Squamata; Phrynosomatidae. Gene Ontology annotation, molecular function: aminoacyl-tRNA deacylase activity. Bases 89 to 625 code for a protein of 178 amino acids. The record is from RefSeq and is a predicted model, not a curated record. The transcript has 3 exons.